Messenger RNA from Plectropomus leopardus (leopard coralgrouper), 3235 nucleotides. The record is from RefSeq and is a predicted model, not a curated record. Lineage: Eukaryota; Metazoa; Chordata; Actinopteri; Perciformes; Serranidae.
AAAAGCGUUUUUUUCUUCCUCUCCAAAGCUCCUCCUCUGCCGUCGGAGAGCGGAGACCGGUCACAUUUUUUGCUCAAUGAGAGCAAGAGGGCACCGGAGAGGAUUUCCUAAUUUCAACCUGCUGCUGUGCCGUGCGGCUGUUUUCUCGCCUCUGUCAAAGCAGAGGCUAAUAUGAAGACAUCAUUUGGCAAACCAGACCCUGGAAAGCACCUACAAUCUUCUCAACUCAUUUGAAACUAAAGACAACACCAUGCAUUGUCUCCGGUAAGAUCCGCACCCUGCUCUCCCCUCUUCUUACCCAGCCAUUGAGAGUGAGGACGCCACGAGCUUCACAAACAUGGGUUCAGAUCAACCAAGCAUGGGUUCACUAGAGAGAAGGCCCUUAGCGGAUGCCACCUGUAAGCGGCAGGCCCACCACUAUCUGCGGAAAAAGCUGAGGCCCGUGCGAAUCUUUGGGUUCGCCCUCAGCCUGGUGGCCGUAAGUGCUGUCUCCCUCAGUGCCUUGACCUGGAGCUCAGGGGGUUUCAGCGAGCCAGUGCUCCCACAGGAGAGUCUCCACCAGUCGGCCCCCCACCGGACUCUACUUUUCACCCAACACCAGAGGGACCCCAACGUGUCAGCCGACAUGCCAAUAGCCAUGAAAUCUACAGCAAAAAGCAAUGAGAGCCAGGGGGAGUACCCAACAGACAUUUUCAGCCUCGAGAAGAGGCGCCAAGGAGCAGUGGUGCUCCACAUGUUUGGCAUGAUCUACAUGUUCAUUGCCUUAGCCAUAGUGUGCGACGAGUUCUUCGUCCCAGCGCUUACGGUCAUCACGGAGAAGCUGACCAUUUCAGAUGAUGUAGCGGGCGCAACCUUCAUGGCAGCGGGCGGCUCAGCCCCUGAGCUCUUCACCUCCAUCAUCGGUGUCUUCAUCUCACACAGCAACGUGGGCAUCGGGACCAUCGUGGGCUCGGCCGUCUUCAACAUCCUCUUUGUGAUUGGGAUGUGUGCCAUCUUCUCCAAGGAGAUCCUCAACCUAACAUGGUGGCCGCUCUUCCGUGAUGUCUCCUUCUACAUCCUGGAUCUGAUCAUGCUCAUCAUCUUCUUCCUGGAUAACUUAAUCUCCAUGUGGGAAAGUAUCACACUGCUCUCAGCCUACGCCGCCUACGUCAUCUUCAUGAAGUGCAACAGCAGAGUCGAAAGCUUCGUGAAAAAUUGCCUGAACAAGAACCAAGUGGUCGAAGUAGAAGUGCAGCCCAAGGCCAGGCCUCGACUUCAGAGGGGGGGUAGUUCCGCCUCCCUGCACAACAGCUUGAUGAGGAACAGCAUUUUCCAGCUGAUGAUUCACACGUUGGACCCUUUAAGUGAAGAAUUUGCUGACUCUGAGCUUGGGACUUAUGGGAAACUAAAAUAUUAUCACUCAAUGACUGAGGAAGGGAAGUUUCGAGAGAAGGCAUCCAUUCUUCACAAGAUCGCUAAAAAGAAAUGCCAAGUCGAGGACAGCGAGAAGGCCAAUGGAGUAGCAAGCCGUUCAGAUAAGAACCUUCCAAACAGCUCCAGUGUGGAGGUGGAAGUGACACCACCCAUGAACGGAACAGCAGGUCAAGAGGGGGAGACGGCGGAGGAUGAGGAGGAGGAGGACCAGCCUCUGAGCCUGUCCUGGCCUGAGUCCGCCCGCAAGCGCUUCACCUACCUCUUAAUCAUGCCUAUCGUCUUUCCCCUGUGGCUAACGCUGCCUGACGUCAGGAAGCCGGCGUCAAAGAAGUUCUUCCCCGUCACCUUCCUGGGUGCCAUCGCCUGGAUUGCAGGCUUCUCCUACCUAAUGGUGUGGUGGGCUCACCAGGUUGGAGAGACCAUUGGGAUUACAGAAGAGAUUAUGGGCCUGACUAUAUUAGCAGCUGGAACCUCCAUCCCCGACCUCAUCACCAGUGUUAUUGUGGCACGCAAGGGCCUGGGUGAUAUGGCAGUAUCGAGCUCCGUAGGCUCCAACAUCUUCGACAUUACUGUUGGGCUGCCGUUCCCCUGGCUCAUGUGGUCCCUCUUCAGCGGCCUGAAACCCGUGACGGUCAGCUCCAACGGCCUCUUCUGUGCCAUCGUGCUCCUCUUCAUCAUGCUCCUCUUCGUCAUCAUCUCCAUCGCCGCCUGCAAGUGGCGCAUGAGCAAGCUGCUCGGCUUCAUCAUGUUCAUGCUGUAUUUUGUCUUCCUGGUGGUCAGCGUCAUGCUGGAGGACAAGGUCAUAACCUGUCCGGUGUCCAUCUGAGGACCUUGGAGGACCCACUUCCUCUCCCUCGUCACCACCACAACCACCACCAACACGACCAUCCUUCUUGUCUGCCAUCACUCUCACCUGACCCUUGUGAUCCUUGACCCCAGGAAUAAAAGAAGAAAGAGGAUGACUGGACAAGAAAUUGAUAUAAAAAUUUGGAUUCUACCGAUAUUUUCAGUAAGCAGGUGGUGGCAGGGAGGGGUAACACCAACAAGGGCACAAGACUUUGGCUUGGCUGCUUUUGCGUAGGCCUAACUUGAGUGGAUUUUUAUUUAUUAUUAUUUAAGUGGCAGGUGAGGGAGGGUUAUGGGUGUAUCAGCCAAAUAUAGAAGCAUUAUGCAUGCCAUUAGUGUCACUAGACGAGCUGGAAUCAAGACCACGCCUGGCAAGUUGAGGAGAAUGACCUCCUGUGAACUUUGGGGGGAAAAAAAAAAAGAGAUGCACUGUAUAAAACUCUUAAUAAUAAAUGCAGUGGCUGAAAUUGUGAGCACAUUUGAACACAGACGCAACCGCCAAGAGUGAAUAGGAGUUUGAGGAAAUGGCAGACUGUGUGGGUGAAACGUGUUUCCAGUCUGAUGGUAUCGAGCGAUGAGACUCUCCUGUGGGCUUUGCACCUGAGCAACAAGGGAUGGAAUACUCACCAGGCAGACAAACUUCUUCUUUGUUAUUUCUUAUUUGCAAAUUCAUCACUCGCUCAGUCCAAAUGAUGAGUUUAAGCUUCCCCUCUCUCCCCUGCCGGAUGUCAUUUUUCACCACUGAAUGUCUCCUCGGAGGAUUUUUUUUUUUUUUAAAACGUUUGGAUUCAUUUUCAUGAAAUACAUAGAAGUAGCUUUAGAUGUACUGUAGCAGUAUUAGUUCAUGUAGAGCCAUCUCGACAAUCUGCUCCUCUUUUUGCCACUGAACACACGUUCUGAUUGUACAGAACUUUUCAUGCUUCACACGCACCGACUGACAACGGCAAGAAAAAAAAAAGCCUAACUGAAGUUUAGC